Acanthosepion pharaonis is the source of this 1104-nucleotide messenger RNA. NCBI's taxonomy places the organism in Eukaryota, Metazoa, Mollusca, Cephalopoda, Sepiida, Sepiidae. The record is from the annotation of a GenBank genome assembly.
AUGUCCCAGCAUCUCCGUCAAUCAGCAUCGACGACGUGGUGCUUGACGUCACAGAUCCCUUCACGUGUUUGGGAUCUAUCAUCACCACAUUCUUUUUCUUUCUUUCUUUCUUUCUUUCUUUCUUUAGCCUGUCUUUCUUUCUUAGUCUGUUCAUAUCUAUCUAUCUAUCUAUCUAUCUAUCUAUCUAUCCUUCUUCUUUUCUUUUUCUUUCUUUCUUUCUUUCUUUCUUUUCUUUCUUUCUUUCUUUCUUUUUUAGCCUGUCUUUCUUUCUUUCUUAGUCUGUUCAUAUCUAUCUAUCUAUCUAUCUAUCUAUCUAUCUAUCUAUCUAUCCUUCACUUCUUUCUUUCUUUCUUUCUUAGUCUGUUCAUAUCUAUCUAUCUAUCUAUCUAUCUAUCUAUCUAUCUAUCUAUCUAUCUAUGUCUUUCUUUUUCCUUUUCUUCCUUUCUUUCUUUCUUUCUUUCUUUCUUUCUACCCCCCAGUCUGUUAAUUUCUUUCUAUCUAUCUAUCUAUCUAUCUAUCUAUCUAUCUAUCUAUGUCAUAGCCACCACUUCUUUCUUUCUUUCUUUCUUUCUUUCUUUCUUUCUUUCUUUCUUUCCACCUCUCUCAGUCUGUUCAUAUCUAUCUAUCUAUCUAUCUAUCUAUCUAUCUAUCUAUCUAUCUGUUCUUUAUUUAUUUCUUAUAACCAGCAAUGAAAACCAUAUUAUCUAUCUAUCUAUCUAUCUAUCUAUCUAUCUAUCUAUCUAUCUAUCUAUCUAUCUAUCUAUUCUGUUCAUUAUCUAUCUAUCUAUCUAUCUUUCUAUCUAUCUAUGUCAUAGCCACCACUUCUUUCUUUCUUUCUUUCUUUCUUUCUUUCUUUCUUUCUUUCUUUCUUUCUUUCUUUCCACCUCUCUCACAAUGAAAACCAUAUUAUCUAUCUAUCUAUCUAUCUAUCUAUCUAUCUAUCUAUCUAUCUAUGUCCUCUACUUGUUUGUUUGUUUGUUUAUUUAUUUUUUUCUUUCUCAGUCUGUUCAUUAUCUAUCUAUCUAUCUAUCUAUCUAUCUAUCUAUCUAUCUAUCUAUCUAUCUAUCUAUCUGUUCUUUAUUUAUUUCUUAUAGCCAGCAAUGA